AUGGCUGCGGCCUCGCCCGCCCGCGUCCCUCCCGCAGAGCUGGGGAACCUGGCAGGCGUCCGGCACAUCAUCCUGGUCCUCUCCGGAAAAGGGGGCGUCGGGAAAAGCACCAUCGCCACCGAGCUGGCCCUGGCGCUACGCCACAGGGGCAAGAAGGUGGGGAUCCUCGACGUGGAUCUGUGCGGCCCCAGCAUCCCGCGCAUGCUGCACGCCCAGGGGCGGGCCGUGCACCAGUGCAGUGGUGGCUGGGUGCCCGUGUUUGUGGAUCAGGAGCAGAGCAUCUCUCUCAUGUCUGUGGGCUUCUUGCUGGAGAAGCCUGAUGAGGCUGUAGUCUGGCGAGGCCCCAAGAAGAACGCCCUGAUAAAGCAGUUUGUGUCUGAUGUGGCCUGGGGGGAGCUGGACUACCUGGUUGUGGACACCCCGCCGGGGACCUCUGAUGAGCACAUGGCUGCAGUGGAGGCCCUGCGCCCCUGCAGGCCGCUGGGGGCCCUGCUGGUCACCACGCCUCAGGCCGUGUCUGUGGGGGACGUGAGGCGGGAGCUGACCUUCUGCAGGAAGACGGGGCUGCAGGUGCUAGGGGUCGUGGAGAACAUGAGCGGCUUUGCCUGCCCGCACUGUGCUGAGUGCACCAACGUCUUCUCCAGGGGCGGCGGGGAGGAGCUGGCCCUGCUCACCGGAGUCCCUUUCUUAGGCUCUGUGCCCCUGGACCCUGAACUCACCAGGAGUCUGGAGGAGGGCCGGGACUUCAUCCAGGAAUUCCCCAAGAGUCCUGCAUUUUCUGCACUUAUCUCCAUAACCCAGAAAAUUCUGGAUAGGACGUCCACUCUGCUCUCCUGACAUGACCCCAUGGCCACCCCCGGUACAUCUGAGUGCUGGGCUUGCAGCUUCCAAAAACCUACGGGACAGAGUCCUCAGUGUGGCUCCCGGGACCUGCAGAGGCUGGUCCGAAGCCUCCCCGGCCUG
Molecule: messenger RNA, 963 nt
Organism: Dipodomys ordii (Ord's kangaroo rat)
Lineage: Eukaryota; Metazoa; Chordata; Mammalia; Rodentia; Heteromyidae
Gene: Nubp2
Product: nucleotide binding protein 2
Exons: 7
Coding region: 1-837 (278 amino acids)
Biological process (GO): iron-sulfur cluster assembly
Cellular component (GO): cytosol
Molecular function (GO): 4 iron, 4 sulfur cluster binding; ATP binding; ATP-dependent FeS chaperone activity
Source: RefSeq, a predicted model, not a curated record